This is a messenger RNA of Anopheles marshallii, 4722 nucleotides long. RefSeq names its product telomerase-binding protein EST1A (gene Smg6). Gene Ontology annotation, cellular component: telomerase holoenzyme complex. Gene Ontology annotation, molecular function: telomeric repeat DNA binding; protein binding; telomerase RNA binding. The transcript is spliced from 17 exons. The coding region runs from base 1 to 4722 and encodes 1573 amino acids. Lineage: Eukaryota; Metazoa; Arthropoda; Insecta; Diptera; Culicidae. The record is from RefSeq and is a predicted model, not a curated record. Gene Ontology annotation, biological process: nuclear-transcribed mRNA catabolic process, nonsense-mediated decay.
AUGAAAAAUGCUACCGUACCACCCGUAGUCAUGUCUUCCAGUACUACUUCCGGAUCAUCUCGGGGGAUCAACAAUAAACGUCAGCAGCAGAUUUACAGUCCAGGUAGUGGACCGCUACGGAAAACCGAUUCAAGUGCGAACAACCGAUCGCAUCAUUCCGAUCAAUCAGACGAUCAGCCAAGGUCACGUUGGCCGGUUGAAGGAUCCGAUGCGGUAACAAGUGGUUCUAAUCGGGCUUCUUCUGGCCAGAUUCAGCAGUCCACGAUGGACCCAGGCGUGUCCGGAAACCGCCCAGCAGGAAGCGUCAAUUGGCGACUGGAAGGAAAAUCAAACUAUGCUAAUAAUCAUCCGCCACGCGACGAAAUGAGUUCAAGGAAUUUUUUACCGAAUAACGCCCCGAUAAACAGCCGUGCAGAUCGAAUGCAGCGUGAUACGCGUAGUGUUGAACCGCGCUUUAUUAGCGGUUCUAAGAAACCUUCCAUACCAUCGCUUUCGCACCUGGAGAACCUGGCGCCCCGAUUACAGAAAAAAACACUCCAAGAUCUCGGACUUCCGCUGAACUAUCUAGAGAUUAAGCGGGCUGAACAACAGCAAGCGAUGUCUCAAACGAUGCCGAAUCGUAAUUGUUCUCGCCAAAAUCGAGGACGUAUCCGCUACUCUGGCGGUGGACCUGGUGGAGGAGCAGGAAAUAGUGCCUGCUAUUCAAACGCUGCAUACAAUGCUGGACGAGCAAUGGGCAGUGGACGUCAAAUGAACGACGACUAUUAUCCGCGUCCUCGCAGUCGUUCGUCAGAGGUUGAUACCGUCCCGGAUAGAGGCUAUGCACCGCGAAGAGGUCAAAACAAUAGAGAGACGAAAUUAGAUGCUGGAACAAGCAGUCGGAAUUCGAGUUGUGACCGAUCUAGGGGUACUCCUAUCGGAUAUAGCGGUGACGGUGGUAGAACUGGAAACCGAUACAGACAGUACUCGACUGAUAGUAACUCAACAAUGCCUGAUAUGCAAAGUAACGAAGAGCUAAGCGGUUUGGUUACCGAUGGUGUUCCUUUGUUAAAGUCAACUAAUCAUUGGAGUCAAAAAGAAUCAUUGGACUGGGCGGAUGAUGAAGGUUUGGAUUUGAAUGCUGCAGUUGACCAUUCGGGUAGACGAUGGCAAGGAAACGUUGAUAUGGAGCUAGUAACACCGUCCUCUAGUAAAUCGGUUCCACCUGCAGGCAAUUAUCGUAACCGACAACGGAAUCGAAGGGAUAAGCUCAAACGAUCUUCCGAUUCUCGAUCCCGAAAUGAUUUUUACGAUGAGUUUAAAGUGCCGUACCAACCGCAACGAGCUUCCAACCGCAGCCGACGAAAUUCUCAAUCAUCUAAUGUAAGUCGUGAGAAUAGCUCCGAGCGCGGCUACCCACGAGGCCAUGCUAAUCGACGAGGACAUUAUCGAGACACUAGUAUCGACCGAAACUAUGAAUCAGGCGGACGGUUUCGAAGACAUUCACGUGAUCGUUAUAUGAAUCGUAGCCGGGAUAACAGUCUGAAGCGGGAGACAGGUGACCGACAGCACGAUGAAGAUUAUAGCGACAACUGGCGAUGUGCAAGUACCAAUGGAGCGGGACCGUUGGUCCACAAAACUGAUCAGGCGAUUGCUGAGAUGACAAAACAGUUCGAAAGCUCAAUCGGGAUGCAAAAAGCUCCCGGUGUGUUAGUCAUCCCAACGCGACUGCCGUCCAAUAACACCGAAACCAUGUCAACAGUGGGACCAGAGUAUAACGAACGUAGACCAACAAAGACUUUAUUCGAUCCAAAAAAUCCAUCCCAGCCGAUUAUCGUAACACGAACGCAGGCAAGAACACAUCCGCGUGAAAAUUUCAGACGUGAUGAGACAAGGGAUUUCGAAUCGAAUUAUAAUUUUAAAAUAUCGGGUGGACCGGCCUGGUACAAUGCAGAGCAAGCGAAACUGUUGCGUCAAAAGGACUUGGUCUACCAGGUAGUGGAAGCGGACGCGCAGCUUCAAGAACUGGUCGAGCGAGGCAACACGUUCACUGAAUGGGAUGAAUUUAUGGCGAUUCGUCACCGGUUGCAGCAGUUGCUUGAAACGUUCUUGGUAAAGGAAAUGCGUUUCGCGCAGGAUGUAAAUUUGGAGCACCAUUUCUGGAAGCUGCUGUUUUACGGCAUAAUCGAACAGUUACGAAAGAUGCUAACUGAGACGCAGGAUGAGCAACAGAAGCAUUUCCUGCAGGAACGAGCGCUGGAAGUGGUUGAAGGUGGAACGAAAUACUUUGAACAGCUUUUAGCAUUACUCGAACGAGAGUACCGAUUCAAUCUGGAACAAUUUAUUGGUGUGAAUGCUGCAUCGAGCGUGAAAGGACUGCGAUAUGGGUUGGCACUCGUCUCUUCCCAGAAAAUAUUCUUAUUUUUGGGCGAUCUGGCGAGAUACCGGGAACAGAUAACUCAAGGUCAAAACUUCCGCAAAGCCACGCAGUGGUACGUGAAAGCACAACAAAUAUUGCCAAAGAAUGCACGCCCGUACAAUCAGCUUGCCUUACUAUCCGUAUACGCGAAACGAAAAAUCGACGCUGUUUAUUUCUAUAUGCGAAGCCUAAUGUCUUCUAAUCCCUUCGAAUCUGCACGGGAGAGUCUAAUGGAUUUGUUCAACGAAACGAAAAAGAAGUUUGAGAACAAUCAACGCAAACGUGCAGAAAAAUUAAAUGCAAAGCGCAAGGGAAAAGAGCAACAGCGGUUCGACGGUAAUUUGCGACGUGAAAUUUGGAUUCAUCCAGAGGGUGGACUGCGUUUGCAUCGAACUGGGCCGAUGUAUCCGAUCGGUGCUGGCAAUUUUUGUGAUACGAGCGAUGACGAGGAACUGAACAGUCUCAACACAAUCGACCUGAAUAAGCGAUUUAUAGUCAGCUUUUUGCAUGUGCUCGGCAAAUUGAUCACGAAGACGGGCAUGGAAUCAUUUACCCAGUGUGCUUAUCAGAUGUUGCGUGAGUUCCGUGCCUUGAUGCAGUAUGCUCCAAUCGCUGUUACCAGUUAUCGACUGCUCCAACUAAUGUCGCUGAACAUGUUUGCGAUCGAGAUGACAAAAUUAAAAGAUACAUCCACAACGCAGGCAACUCGGUCAGAAUUGCAGGAGUGUGCACUCUCAUCCGGAUUGCUGAUGUUUGGGAUAUUACUGGAACGCUUAAUCUGUCUAAUACAGGAAGGGCUGGAAAAGAUUAAAGAUGAUACGAAAAGAACGACUAGCGAUGCCAACAGUACGGAUGAAGUCCCGAAGCUUAUCCUGCCCGAUGAUGCCAAAGUGAUACUACCAGCAAUUAAGGUCUGGUGCGAUUGGAUGAUGUCCAACACGGAAAUUUGGAAUCCACCUCCAUGCUGUGCUGAUCUUAAAAUCGGAAAAUCAAACGCCCACGAUCCGUGGUCCGAAUUGGCGGUACUGAUGAAUAUACUGAAGUGCUUGGAUACGAACCGGAGCAUAUUGUCCGUGGAGCAAAAGCAAGGGUACGAAACAGUGCGACUGCCAGAAGAUGUUACCCUUGCCGGUUUCACACCACUUAUGUACUACGAACCGGAACCAAUUUUUGUGCAUCCCGACUGCGACAUGGAAGAGGCACAAAAUGUGCUACGCAUACAGAAGUUGCUCUAUUUUGGUACCGAUCGUUUGUGUAACUGUGAUCCGCCGGUGCUUUGCCGGGAAGCUGUGUCAAGCGGGACAGCGGAAAGUGCUGCUCAGUUUUACAGCGUGGUAGAAAGCCGAAUAGAAGGGCUGGGUGAUAUGGAUAUCCUAGUGGAAAGCUUCAGCGAUGACGAAGCGCUACCAACACCGGACGAUCAGAACGAUGCCAGUAAUGCGCCGGAGAAUGCGGAACGCACCGAAUUACAGGCCAAAGUUGAGAGCUGUACAUCACCUUCUGCCGAAAGUGGCGUUUUAAGCGGUAACAUUAGCAACAGCCCAAGUUGCCUUGAAACGCGCAAGCUGUUGCGGCUGAAGGACGAGCUCGAGCGCAAGCAACGGAUGCAGGAGAAACAUAACCAGCGAGUGCAAGACAUUCUUUCGCAAAGCACGAUAGCGGUCACUAUCCAGGUUCGUCCAAGGUUUUUAGUUCCAGACACGAACUGCUUCGUCGACUAUCUGCCAGCGAUUGAAAUGAUCGCCAAAGCGCAUCCACUUUACCAGUUAAUGGUACCAAUCAUCGUGAUUAACGAGCUCGAGGGUCUUUCAAAGGGAAUAAGACAUCAGCCACCGAAACAGCAGACGUUGGCUGGUACAGCAGUUAGUGAACUGUUAGUACCGGCAUCGAAAUCAUUCGCAUUACCUACUGCUCCUGCAAGUGCUGCGGACACGGGUACUAUACCAACCAGCAAUAGUGCACCGAUACCCAACCUCCAGCAUGCCGCCAAGGUCGCCGAAUCGUCAAAGAAAGCGUUACAUUUCAUCAACUCACGCAAUCCGGCCCUCAAAUGCGUUACGACGAAGGGAUCCAUAUUGAAAACGUCAUCAUUCACGGAAGAGGAUGAUGUAGGAGAGCUCAAGUCUAAUGAUGAUCGUAUACUGGAGACGGCGCUUAAUCUUUGUCGCUACAAUGUGAAAGACAAACAGAUCGAAAAUCGCAACCUAACUCUCGACGUCGUACUGUUAACGACCGACAGAAACCUGCGCGUGAAAGCCAUAUCAAACGACCUACCGGUGCGAGAAUUACCAGAUUUUAUCAAGUGGGCUGGGCUGAGCGAUUAG